This is a messenger RNA of Salvia hispanica, 1594 nucleotides long. Its product is annotated as tubulin beta-8 chain-like. Gene Ontology annotation, molecular function: structural constituent of cytoskeleton; GTP binding; GTPase activity. Gene Ontology annotation, cellular component: microtubule. Lineage: Eukaryota; Viridiplantae; Streptophyta; Magnoliopsida; Lamiales; Lamiaceae. Gene Ontology annotation, biological process: microtubule-based process. The record is from RefSeq and is a predicted model, not a curated record.
CAUCACUCAUCACCAACCCUAACUUUGUCUCACCCUCACACACCCCACAGUCUCUCUCUCUCUCUGCAAACUGCGAAAAUGCGUGAGAUCUUGCACAUCCAGGGUGGCCAGUGCGGCAACCAAAUCGGUGCGAAAUUCUGGGAGGUAGUGUGCGCCGAGCACGGCAUCGACACCACCGGCCGCUACAGCGGCGACAACGAGCUCCAAUUGGAGCGCGUCAAUGUCUACUACAAUGAAGCCAGCUGCGGGAGGUUUGUUCCGCGCGCCGUGCUCAUGGAUUUGGAGCCCGGAACCAUGGACAGCGUUAGAUCUGGGACGUACGGCCAGAUUUUCAGGCCUGAUAACUUCGUUUUCGGCCAAUCCGGCGCCGGAAACAACUGGGCGAAGGGGCACUAUACCGAAGGGGCGGAGUUAAUCGAUUCGGUGCUUGACGUUGUGCGGAAGGAGGCUGAGAAUUGCGAUUGCUUACAGGGAUUUCAGGUGUGCCACUCAUUGGGAGGUGGAACAGGUUCAGGAAUGGGAACUCUUCUGAUUUCUAAAAUCAGGGAAGAGUAUCCAGACCGAAUGAUGCUCACUUUCUCCGUCUUCCCAUCGCCUAAAGUGUCGGACACUGUCGUUGAGCCUUACAAUGCCACUCUGUCUGUUCACCAGCUUGUUGAAAAUGCUGAUGAAUGCAUGGUGUUGGAUAAUGAAGCUUUGUAUGACAUUUGUUUCAGAACCCUCAAACUUACCACCCCCAGCUUUGGUGAUCUCAACCAUCUGAUUUCUGCAACCAUGAGCGGUGUGACUUGCUGCCUGCGUUUCCCUGGGCAGCUCAACUCAGAUCUCCGCAAACUUGCUGUCAACUUAAUUCCUUUCCCCAGACUGCAUUUUUUCAUGGUUGGCUUUGCUCCGCUCACUUCUCGUGGGUCACAGCAGUACAGAGCCCUCACCGUCCCCGAACUCACCCAGCAAAUGUGGGAUUCGAAGAACAUGAUGUGUGCUGCUGAUCCUCGCCAUGGUCGUUACCUAACAGCUUCAGCCAUGUUCCGUGGGAAGAUGAGCACAAAGGAGGUGGACGAGCAGAUGAUCAACGUCCAGAACAAGAACUCGUCUUACUUUGUUGAGUGGAUCCCCAAUAACGUCAAGUCGACUGUUUGUGACAUCCCCCCAACCGGUCUGAAGAUGGCGUCGACCUUCAUUGGUAACUCCACCUCCAUUCAGGAGAUGUUCCGGAGGGUGAGUGAGCAAUUCACGGCCAUGUUCAGGAGGAAGGCUUUCUUGCACUGGUACACAGGUGAGGGAAUGGACGAGAUGGAGUUCACGGAGGCGGAGAGCAACAUGAAUGAUCUAGUUUCUGAAUACCAGCAGUAUCAGGAUGCAACGGCUGAUGAGGACGAGGAGGGCUAUGAAUAUGAAGACGAAGAUGAGUAUCAGGAGGAGGCUUGAGUAUUUGUCUUGUUAUUGUGGUUGAGCUGUUUUUUGUUUGUGUUUUAAGGGAUUUAGCUGCUUUCUGGGAUUAGAUUGCUACUAUUAGUCUUGCUUUCUUGGCAUGUCUUAUGCAUAUGCUUUACCUAAAUUUUAUAUUGAAUAUGAAUGAAUUUCUUAGGCUGUA